UCAUGCCGGGUUGCAGUGAAAGGAUUUGAUACUCUGUUUUAUAGGUCAACUCCUUCGGGUAAAACGGGACAAUCGGCAGGACAAGAUGAGUGUACCGACUUCUGCUUUAUUAACAGUAUUACAGGUUUCCGACAGUGUUUUUCCAACAGGAGGAUUUGCUCAUAGUCUGGGACUAGAAACAGCUGUCAGACAGAAAAUAUUGAAGACACAAGAUGAACUUAAAAACUACAUAUUGUGUUCCUUGGAAAACUUUGGAUCGUUUUGCCUGCCAUUUGUACGAGAAGCUCAUGAUGCAUACUUGGAGAGUGAUAAAUUGAUAGAACUGGACAGUUUGUGUGAAGCCUGUACCGCAAACCAUGUGGCUAACAGAGCAAGUGUCAGACAGGGGCGAUCACUGUUGGAUACCAGUAGCAAGGCUUUCCGUGUGGAGCAGAUUCUGGAGUUGAAGGGGUCCCUGGAGUACUGCCAUCAUUCCGUGGUGUUUGGCUGUGUGUGUGGGGCUAUGGGGGUUGACCUGUUCACCACGCUCACAACCUACCUUUUCAGCUCUCUACGCACAGUUGUCGCGGCAGCAGUCAGACUGGACCAAAUUGGGGCAAUCCAGGCACAAGUUGUCCAAACAGAACUGCAGUCAAGAAUUCCAGAAAUCCUUGAAAGGCACCAGAGUCGCAGUACAGACGAGACCUGCCUAUUAAACCCCCUGGUGGACGUUUUCCAGAACACACAUGACACCAUGUUCUCCAAACUCUUCUAUAGCUAACUCUCCAAGGACAAUCAGACAUCAGCCAUCAGUCUCCUCCACACAGGUUGUGUUGCCAGCUCAAGGUCAUUGUGAAGUUCAUACUGAAAGUGAAACAGGAGAGAAAAGGUGAUUUUCAAACACAGAGGAUCACUACUGCAAGUCUCAUUUAUCCAGCCAUCACUAAUCCAAUUAUAACACUAUCCACGCUCAAUAUCCAGCCUUCACACUAAUCCAUUUCUCCUGAAGUGGGUUUAUGAAAUACUAUAAAUAUAGUCUUAUUUUCUGCACAUUGGUAACAAUUUUCAAGUAACAUGCAUCAUGAUUUAGCGCUUAGGUAACACCUUACAUGCAGGAAUAUAGCAGUGAUAUCAUGUUCAGUGGUCAUCAUAACUAGAAUUAAAUUAAUAAACUGUAUUUUUCCAUAUAAUGUGAUAUCUUUGUGUGUAGUGUUAUUAUUGAUAUCAUGGAUAUUCUCUUCAUACAUGUACUUCUAUGUUACACCAUUUUGUAAGUUUAUGUCAAAUGUUAUAAAAUACAUCACUUAGUUAACGUAUUGUUCUUGACAUUUUUGUACUAAUCAGGGGACAAAUAUCAUAAUUCUGGACCAAAGUUCUUGAAAGUUUAACGACAAAAACAAAAGGACCUUGGAUCUCCCAUGUCUGAUAACUAGGAUGGAUUACUAAUAAACUCAACCCUAUUUAUAAUCCAGCCACCACUAAUCCCAUUGUUCCUCCCCAGCCAGUGUUUCAGGGAACAGAUAGUCGUUUUCCCUGAAUAUAAUUACUCCAGUUACCCUGUCAUUUAACGAACCAGACACUUGAGCUGGAGAUGAAGUUCGCUGAAUUAUCGAGACUGUUUAAAACAGAACCGUAGAAAAGCAGAGAGACAGUGGCGAAGGACCAAAUUAACCGUUCACCAACAGAUUUAUAGGGAACAAUGUCAGAUAUACCUACAGUGACACAGAAAAAUAACACUGUACAAAGAUAUAAGUUUAAUAACGCUAUUUAUUGACAACAUAAAGUUAACAGCUCGUUGUUGCGGAUCCUCAAUGAUAAAGUGUAGUAAUGUGAUGGUACAAAGCUAACAUGAUACACAGUACAUAUAACAGAAUAGAGCAUACACUGGUUUUGAUAUAACAGCCAUUCCUUUUUUUAUGAUAAAGAUUCAUCAGUUUGGAGUGAUACACUGCUAAGAAGAAAAAUUUAAAUUAUGCUUAAAUAGUCGGAGUGUACCUUAUCAUCACUCCAUACUGACAGGUACCUUUGUCAAGGGGACAUACAAUAAAUACUUUGACACAGUCAGUGUUGAAAUGUUGUGCAAGUUUUUUUGAUUUUUUUUCCUCACACAUCAUAUAAGUAGCCAUCCCUCUUCAAAGACCUUCACUGUUAGGGUUAUCAAUCAUACCAGUCACCAGCGAUCGACCAAGUCCUGUCGACCCUGGACCUCCAAACUCGAGAUCGCUGCUCUAACCAAUCCAACUACCUGGUCACCAGCGAUCGACCAAGUCCUGUCGACCCUGGACCUCCAAACUAGAGAUGGCCGCUCUAACCUAUCUAAUUACCUGGUCCAUUGCUGGUGACCAAGUCCUGUCCACUAUAUUCCUCCCUUCUUCAACAAAGUCUUUGACCAGGACUCAAGCAUUUGACCUCUGAACUCUUUGAUGGAUAAUCUAACCAAUUGAGCUACCUGGUUGCUCGCAAUCGACCCAGUCCAGUUCAGCUACACAGGUAAGACCAUAAAUUCUUCAGAUCUAUUUUCUUUCCAGAGAGUCUUUUAUAAGACAUGAAACAUUAACGAGGUUGCAAAUUCAACACAGAGCAUAUACAAAUAUUACACAGUUUGUCAUGUAUAGUUUUGUUGAUGUCUAUGUUAUGAGUGUACAGAACAAAAUAAAACAGAAACCGGACGAAAAUCAAAAACUGAAAAUACAAUAAAAUAAUGAAAAGAAAACGAGGAUGGUAAAAUGAGGGAUACGAGAAGCACUAAUAUUCUAUAGCACAAACAGUACUGUUAUUUUACUUCAAAAUAUUAUAUAUAAUAGUUAUUGCAAACUUUUGCUUCAGUCGUUACAUAAUCAUAAGGCUAGCAUUUUACAUCAUAUACAACAUACGCAGUAACAAUGGUUAUUAUACAAAAUGUCACCCAAUCUUGUCGCUUAUACAACAUACCCAUGAUAUUGACAAUGUGAUCAUGACUUGAUUAAACCUUGUAUAUUGUAAAAGUAGAAAUGUUUGCAGUGUUGAAAUGCGAGAGUUUAACUCAUUGAGUAAAUUAGUGCGGAAAUAUGCCCAAACAAAUAUUUAUUUAAAGAUUAUAAACAAUUAUAUAAAAUAAAUAGACAACAGAACCAUUGCCAACAGGAACAUAUAAGGGUCACAAUACAAACAUUUCCAUAUGCAAGAGUUUCCACUUUUACGAUAACUCGUGUCUACAAUUUCGGUUGUAAUGUAUACAUCUCUAUGUUAAUUGAACCUGUUUAUUCAUGGUAGUGUGUCUGUCAAUAACUGAAGUACAACAUCUCUAUGUUAAUUGAAUCGGUUAAAUCAUGUUACACUCUACUCUGUACAGAAGGAUCUAGACCCAUAUUGAUGAAACCAUUCUCAUGCUCAAACGUGAUAAAGUGAUAAAGAAAUCCUAUUUUGUCAAUAAUAUGGUAGAAUUUUGGAGAGACUUUAAGCCGAAUACUAUUUUCAAUGAUUCCACUUGACUUUUUUACCGUGUUUUAUGAUUUAAGUGAGUUGGCUUGAGCACAGAAUUCAUGCUUGAGCAUGAGAAAGGUUUCAUGAAUACAGGCCAAGAUGUCUGAAGUACACAGGUUCCACUGUAAAAUCAUAAACUUCAAUCCAUGAUGACUGAUUUAACAAUAUAUAUAUAUAUUUUGUAGUAAAAUAACAUUGUCAAUUAUAGUUGGUUUUAUUAAUAAAUAACAAAAUGUAUAAGCAUGCUAAGCACUGGUACAUGUUGACACAGGGUGAUACAAAUAAGUUUAAAAAUCAUACA
Molecule: messenger RNA, 3742 nt
Organism: Mizuhopecten yessoensis (Yesso scallop)
Lineage: Eukaryota; Metazoa; Mollusca; Bivalvia; Pectinida; Pectinidae
Product: urease accessory protein F-like
Exons: 7
Coding region: 86-760 (224 amino acids)
Molecular function (GO): nickel cation binding
Source: RefSeq, a predicted model, not a curated record